AAUGAAGAAAUAAGUGAAUUAAAAUGGCAUUAAAUCAAGGUAAUAAAAAAUAAGAAAAAGAGAAAGAAAAAAAAAACAAUUAACUGAAAAAUAAUCGUAUUCAACUUCUUGCAGCCAGAAUGUCACCACCAUCAAACAUGGAACCGCCAUCUCGACAGCGGCCCCACCGUUUGUUUUCCCCAGACCGACGGGCGACGGCGCUAAAAAUGACGAUGGGGGGCCGCCAACGGUCCGCCACCAUAGUCUCCCCACCACCCUUCCCUUCACCUUUCUUCACCUCCUCCCCCCAUGUUACGCCUGUUACGGACUCACUCACACCUCACCUCCCUCACACACUCACUCACUCACUCAAUCACUCACACACACACACCCCCUCAACUUGCCGACGACCCAGCUCAACUCCCGUCCCUACACCGCCCGGAAGGGCUGACUUGGACUUGCAUAAACGCCAUGGUCACCGGGUCCCCUUCUCGCUGAUGCGCUGGCAGUCCUAUCUCUCUCUAUCUCUCUCUCUCUUUCCCUCUUUCUCCCUCUCUAUCCCUAUCUCCCUUACCUCCUCCCGCAGCGUCGCAGUCACCCUUGGGCCCCGAGAAUAGUGCCCCCCUUUCAGAAUAUUCGUCAUCGAAACGUGCCCCGGGGCUAGGGAGCAAUCACCUCAACACCACCCGCGCCAAGGCACCAUCAACCUUCCAAGCUCGAGGGCAUCGGCUGAUGAGCCGCAAACAGCAGUCUCUCUAUCUCUCUCUUUCCCUUUUGCUGCCCAAGGGCCUCCAGGUGCCGUGUCGGCCAUCGAGAUGAGCGAACAGCUGUCACCGGCACCACGCAACCUUCAUCCCUCCCAUCCCGACUCGACGAUGCGCGAGGAGGAUAUCAACUGACGGGCGGUGGCGGGUG
Messenger RNA from Colletotrichum navitas, 894 nucleotides. RefSeq lists its product as uncharacterized. The coding region runs from base 120 to 596 and encodes 158 amino acids. Lineage: Eukaryota; Fungi; Ascomycota; Sordariomycetes; Glomerellales; Glomerellaceae. The transcript has a single exon. The record is from RefSeq and is a predicted model, not a curated record.